AUGGAAGUGGUAACAGAGGCUCGUGUGCUGAAGCUGGAGCUCCCGGCAGCCGCCUUGGAGGCGGGUAUUCGCACGUUUGCGGCAGGCGGCCAGUGGCAGCGGGCCGUCGACAUGCUCGAGUCCAUGACGGCCGACGGGCAGCACGCCCAGCACGACACGUCGGUCGCGGUGUUCAGGGCGCUAGCAGAGGGGCAGCAGGCGGACCGGUCGCUGCAGCUGCUGGAGGUGAUGGAACAGACGGGCCGCGGCGUGCCGUCGACCGUGCGGAACCUGGUCGUGAGGACCUGCGCCACCAGCGGCCGCCUGGACCGCGCGCUGGAGCUGCUGGAGGCGAUGGCUGACUCAGCCAUGCAGUCGGGGCUGUCCGACGACGAGGAGGGCGGCGGCCGCGGUGACGUGUUCAUCGAGGGGGUGACGUUCUCGGCUGUGGCCGGCGAGUGCCUGAAGCAGGGGCUGAGCGCGAAGGCAGAGGAGGUCCUGGACUGGCGGGACUACCUGUGA
Messenger RNA from Monoraphidium neglectum, 501 nucleotides. RefSeq lists its product as hypothetical. The transcript has 4 exons. Bases 1 to 501 code for a protein of 166 amino acids. Gene Ontology annotation, molecular function: protein binding. Lineage: Eukaryota; Viridiplantae; Chlorophyta; Chlorophyceae; Sphaeropleales; Selenastraceae. The record is from RefSeq and is a predicted model, not a curated record.